Molecule: messenger RNA, 4178 nt
Organism: Aspergillus calidoustus
Lineage: Eukaryota; Fungi; Ascomycota; Eurotiomycetes; Eurotiales; Aspergillaceae
Source: the annotation of a GenBank genome assembly
CCUAGUAAAUGCAUCAAAGAACUCGCUCUUUAGUCAGUUCAUGGCACUAUUUUGAGAAGUGUGCUCCCUUGCCACUCGGGCAUCUUGGACAAACCUCGUAUACCAACGCCAUGAUUCGGCGUCGAUGGAGAAGCGUCCAGAAAUGGGCUCCAGGUGGAUGUCAGAAGACCUGUCCGUCAAACAUAGGAGACCAACUCGGAUUAUUCCUCUUCUGCGGCGCUGGCUUCAGCUCUGUGAUGCAACAGGUCAAGCGAUGUUUCACAAUUUGUCCGCACCCCUGCUCAGAUGUGGCGACAGAGCCUCAAUCAUCAGCCGCAGCCACCGCGUACUUUCAAAACGUCGGGCAGCCAUCUUGAGAGCUGACGUUAUUUCACAUCGAGGUAUCUCUGCAAACUAGCUGUACUAGCGGGAAUUAGCUGCUACCAACAGGUACCAGUACUCUCCACACAAUGAUCAUUGCGUUUAAAGGCAGGGAAAAGGCAGCAUCUGCAGGUUAGAUGCAGCCAUUGCGAAGUCUCGAAGAUGAUUGGCCCAGAUGGCUAUCAAUAUUGCAGGCAAAUGAUGACUGCAGAACUACAGCCCUCCAACUGAGGGGUACAAUAGGAGGCACAAGGCCUUCGCAUGUCAGCUUGAAAAUUAUCACCUCUUAACCCCUCACAAUGCUGGUCAUUGAAUAUACGUCCUCUGAGGGUCUAGCGUCGACCAAGAUGGAUCAAUCCGGUCUCACAAAUGGCAACAUAGGCACGGCUUCGACGGUCUUGCUUGAGAACCAGCCGGAGCCUUUGGCUACAGCCUCUACCGCGAUUGAGGAUGAUGCUGGGAGUUCACGGGCUAUUGAAGAGGGCUCUGACCAUGAGGUGAACAAGGAGAUGAAGCCGACGGAUGCAUUUACACGAUCCCUGGACGACGGGAUUAUGGAGCAGCGCAACGACAAUGACGAGAAGGGUCAUGAUGACAAAAGCUCUACGGAUACAGUUGAGCAGCCACCGGAAGGCGGGAAUCAGGAUGAACAUAAAAACGAUGACAAAAGCGACGAUAGCAAAAACCGCGAUAGCGACGAUGACGAGACUGACUAUGAAGACGCGGUGGUCAAUUACCUUCCAAAGGAGUGGUGGUCUGUGUUCGACGAUUGGGAGCCUACGCCUGCGAGCACCGACAAGGAGAAGGAAGACAUAGAAUUUACUUAUAGUGAACUUGAGGGUCUUGACGAAAAAGUGGAUUCUAUACCGGACAGCUCCCCAUCGCGCCUAGAAUGGCUUGAUCAAAAACGAAAGCUCAAGGAGCCUUUGGACAGAAAGCAGCGCCAUAUUGUGAAAGUGCUUAACCGGGUAAUGUGUUUGAGUGGACAUGAAGACGUCAAGAAGCAGUUUCUAUCUAUAAAAGCUCGAAUCGAAGCUGGUAAAGCGCGAAGCGAGGACCUCAAAGCACUUAAACCGAAUUUGCUCAUCCUAGGAGGGCCGGAAACUGAGCAGAAAGCGGUCGCAAGGCUCUAUGCGGAGCUUCUGUCUUGUUUUGACCUUGUUCCCCGUACCGCCGGUCGCGAGCUGGACGGAAACGAAUCUUGGUGGACAUCAAUCGAGGACUAUCACCGAUAUGAGGCGUCCGAGUCAUCUUCAACGUCAAGUGCUUCUGCGGAUCAUCCAGUUGUCAGUUCCAAAGUUUUCCUCAUCCAUAGGAGCUGCUCGUGGGUGGGGUUUCCUCCCAGUAUAGGCACCUUUCCGAGUCUCAGGGAAGAUCGACUUGGCAAGACUGUCAUGGUUAUGACUGCUCCCGCUAGAGAUUUCGGCGACUCAAAUGAGACCCGCUGGCAGUUCCCGCGUCGAAUGACUUUGGAUGACGACGAAGAAUCCCGAGUCUACCGGCUUUUAGUGAAGACGCUGGAAAAGCGGAAUCUACAUGUUGAAGGAGGGCUCUACUCCGAAGCGCUCUUGACCGUGGCGAAGAGGAUUGGUGGCAGCAAUGACAGUAGUGAGCUUACUGUCAAUCGAGGUAUAACGACAGAGGUUGAGCAGGCUCUGCAACGUCAGGCUACUAGGCUCCAGCAACAGUCCAGCACAGCACAUCCGAAGCGAAGACCACCAAACUACCAUUUCCUCACAAGGGAAGACCUUCUAGGGCCGGGCCCGAAGCAGUUUUCACGCGAAAACAGUCCAUCCUGGAAAGAGCUGCAGGGUAUGGUCGGCCUUGAGAGUGUCAAGCAGUCGGUUGAGCGGCUGGUGCGCCAUGUUGAUACAAAUCGGCAUCGACAGCAUCAGGGGAAAGUGCCCAUCGGUUUGACCUUGAACCAAGUCAUUAUGGGCCCUCCCGGGACAGGAAAAACAACGGUAGCCAAGCUUUAUGGUCGGAUCCUUGGAGAGCUUGGACUCGUCUCCCUUACGGGAGUCGUGGUCAAAACUCCGACUGACUUUAUUGGAGAGUGGGUGGGCCAUUCGGAGGAAGCUACGAAGAACAUUCUCAAGGACACUGAAGGGAUGGUCCUCAUAAUUGAUGACGCUCAUAUGCUCUAUCAACAGAGUACCCAAGGCACAAAUGACAGUGACCAACAUCGUCGUGCUGUUGUUGAUACCCUGGUCGGGAUCAUCCAAAACCAACCCUCAGAUAAGCGAUGCGUCAUCCUGGUUGGCUAUGAAGACCUCAUGGAGGAGUUCCUCCUGAAUAGCAACCCUGGCUUGAAACGGCGCUUUCCCUUGGACACCGCCAUUCGACUUUCCGACUACAGGCCAGAGCAACUAAUAGAGAUCUUAGAUCUGAAAAUGGCCCGAGACGAAGCUAUAGCCACUGAGGAGGCCAAAAAAGUGGCCCAUGAGAUGCUUGCUCUGGCAAGCCACCGUUCCAACUUUGGUAAUGGCGGCGAUGUGGAAAACUUGCUUAGUCGAGCCAUGUUAUCUUACCAAUCAAGAGCCGAGGACUAUGACUGCAACGUUCCCGUUUGCCUCGAGCCUCAGGACUUUGACCCGAAAUACAACCGGAUAUUCGAUGCAGACCAGACCUGCAAAUCCCUUUUCUCUGGGCUUCUAGGCAUGGGGAAUCUAUACACCACCUUCCGCAACUAUCAAAGAACUGCCAUUGGGAUGCGCCGACGUGGAAUCAGUCCUCGAGAGCAUAUCCCCUUUGCUUUUAUAUUCAAAGGCUCCCCCGGCACAGGAAAGACAACCGUCGCUCGUGCUAUUGGUGAAUUAUUCUAUGAAAUGGGCUUUCUAUCCACGACUGAAGUUAUCGAGUGUUCAGCAACCCAGAUGAUCGGCGAGUAUCUAGGCCAUACAGGACCCAAGGUGACUGCAUUACUAGAACGCGCGUUGGGCAAGGUCUUAUUCGUAGACGAGGCCUACCGCCUAGCUGACGGUGCAUCGCACUCCGGUAGCAAUGUCGGCACUAGCUACACCCGGGAAGCAAUAGGCGAGCUCGUCGACAGCAUGACGAAGCCUCGCUACGCUCGAAAAAUGGUCAUCGUCAUGGCGGGCUACCCUGAAGAUAUGGACAGAUUACUGCGUGUAAACCCAGGCCUUCGAUCUCGCUUCCCAACCGAGAUCCAUUUCCCAUCUAUGCCUCCGCAGACCUGCCUCGAAUACCUUGAGAAACUCCUCAGCAAGUACCAGAUCCGCAUGCCGCCUGAAUCCAAAGAAAGUCCCAAGUGGAAGCCGGCGGUGUCCCGAAUGUUUGCCGAGCUGGAGCACUCGCACUCGUGGGCCAAUGCCCGUGACGUUGAGCACCUGGCUCGCAUAAACACCAGCCGUGUCUUCCAGAGGGAUGUGCUUCCGGAAACCGGCGAUCUCUGUCUUGCGCUAGAUGACCUGGUGUCUCCGUUGAGGGAGAUGUUGAUGGUGCGCGUGGCCGCUAGAGACAUGAAUGGGAUCCCCGGGAACGUACUCAACGGCACAAGUCUCAGGAAUACGACGCCUACAAGUCGGCGAUACUAGACCAAUAGAGAAUUGGCCGGGUUGUGUACGCGCAUCUACCACUUGGCCGGUUAUGAGGCGCCAUGAGAGGCUAGAGUUGUUGGCCAUAGAUAGCGGUUAAUACCAAGCAUAUGCAUUCAUCUGCUAAGUUUACGUUUAUUCUUCAAAUAAUUAUGAUCUAGGCCGUAUACAACUCUGGGGUUGUCCAUCUUCGAGCAAGAAUGCAUAAAGUCCGCACAAAGUCUCCGAGGUGAUUUCAAAGCAUAAACCUGACUUAAGUUC